Molecule: messenger RNA, 2064 nt
Organism: Colletotrichum karsti
Lineage: Eukaryota; Fungi; Ascomycota; Sordariomycetes; Glomerellales; Glomerellaceae
Product: helix-loop-helix DNA-binding domain-containing protein
Exons: 2
Coding region: 1-2064 (687 amino acids)
Molecular function (GO): protein dimerization activity
Source: RefSeq, a predicted model, not a curated record
AUGGACGCCGCUUCCUGGAACCCCCAAGACCCGGCCUUGGCCCCCGGCCACGAUGACGAAUUUCAACAAUUUUUGAACAUGGGGGGUAUGGGAAACAUGAGCGACUCAAUGACUUUCGACUUCAACGAUUACCAGGCGGGAAAUGGCUCCAGCAUAAUGCAGUCUGGGCGCGACCAACUCGACACACAGAUGGGAGGAACCGACGCCAACAUGGUCAUGGGAGACGCCAAUUCUGCCAUGCAGCAGCACCUCAUUAACAUGACGACCGCGACAGCGCACCCCGCUAUCCCUACCCAAAUGAUCCCUCCGCCUACGCCAACGGACGCCAUCACUGAGAUCGACGCUCAGAUCCAAUAUCUGCAGCAGCAGCGUAUGCAGCAGCAGCAUCGACAGAUUCAUGAACAACAUGUGUACUACGCGAACCAGUCUCAUGCUGUCCCACCAACCCCGCAAAGUCUUGAGAUGCCUCCCGCCAGCAACCAGUUCUACCCCGACCAGCGCCAAACACCCAUGUUUGACAGCCGUUACCAGCGGAUGAAGGAACAGCAAGAUAUGGCCUUCACCCCGUUAGUAUCGCCUGCAGUAACUCCCUUGGAUCCCCAUUUCCAGAUGGAGGCCGGCGGUUUCGGCGUUCCAAGCACAUACUUCAGCCCUCUCACCUCCCCAGCUCUUCAUGCCCAAAGUGAUCAGGGCGGGCUCUUAUACGACAGGCGUUCGUCCCUUUCGGCACACAACUCACCAGCCGAGAUGGAAGUUGAGACGAACACGGCGAACGUGCAGCCAGUGCUCGAUUUGGCCAAGAAGGCUCGCAAGACCAAUGCUUUCAGGGCUAAGGCAAAAGCCAAUGUCCGACAGUCGCCCAUCUCAAAACCCCAACGCAAGAAGGCGGGCCCUACACCGAAGAUGGUGUCGCAGGCCCUUACCGAGAUGCAAGAAGUGAACGAGGAUGGUCUGGAUCAGAUGCUACCUUCCACUGCCUUGCCGGGCCCUAUGAGCAGUGAAGAGUCCGAAAACGCAUCCGUAUCGCCCGAGAAUCUGUCGGACAUGCCGCCACCACCCAUCCCCCAGAAGCAGUCGAGCAAAUCUCCCUUCAUCCAACCUCAACCCCAGCCCCAGCCGCACCCGGCGAUACCAGCUCACAUCCAAGGGAAGCCGUCGCCUGCUACACCAGCCUCCCUUAUGAAGCUUCCGGCAUCAAGUGCGAAUAACUCGACAUCAUCAAAUCCACAGGACCUGGGGCCUUCGGAACACAUCGAAUCCUUCGAACUCCCCGAAUCUGUCAACUUCAACCCAAGGCCGCAACCCCCACGUAUUGACACGGCAACUCCGACUCAAUCGCCAUCAGAUCCUGGCUCGGCGAGGGCAGCAUCUUUCCAGCCGCUGCCUUCUCCUGUCUUCGCAAAGCCGACUGCUGCGGCUUCGGCCAGCGCAAGCCCCAAUCUGGCCCCGGGAUCGACGGGCCCCUCUGCGAGAAAAACGCCGUUGCUGAUGGCUAGGGGUAGCAAGAGCAAAAGGGGAAGUGUGAGUUCCGUCCACGUCUCACCCGCUUUGCGACCCAGGAUAUCGCCCAGCAUCAAGCCUCUUCUGCCUGGAACACCCGGUAUGUCUGCGGAGGACACGGCAUCGCGUUUGCUGGCAUCCAAAUCCAACUACCAGAACAUUCUGGAAGGAAACACCGUCCCUGGUGUCCAUUACCCGAGCGAGCUGUCGACGAACCUGACGUCGAAGCGUACGUCCCACAAGAUUGCGGAACAAGGCCGACGAAACCGCAUCAACUCGGCGUUGCAGGAAAUCGCCACUUUGCUACCUCAACCUGUCAAGGACUCCAAGAACAGUGGCGAGAGCGACAGCGCAGAUAAGAAGGAUAAGGACAAGGACAAGUCGGGAGCCACACCAAACAGCAAGGCCAGCACCGUCGAGCUGGCUAUUGAGUACAUCAAACAGCUCCAGCAGGAAGUUGCCGAAGCCAACAAGAGGGCAGAAGAGGCAGAGAAGAAACUGGAACUGAAGGAGAAGUCCGCAGUCCAGGAGCCGGCGGAACAAAAAGAAAGAACAAUGGGUUAA